AUUAUGACUGUCACGCACACGCUCACGCACGUGCGUAAGUCAUUGUCAUGGUAACAGAGGCUAUAUAAGGCCAUCGGCCCAUUCUGAAUCCCCCUUUGCAUUUGACCUUGGAGACAAGUUGCUGCAAACUCUGCUGUGAGAAGCUCACUUUUGGAAAGAGACUCCUUUUUGGAAAAACUAACUCUCCGGAUCGAUCAUCGAGUGUGGUAACCUGACGAGUCUGAAUAUGGCCCACAGGAGACCACCUCUUCACCCGGACCCCCUGCUGCUGAGAGCCGAGCAGCUUGACCUUGACCCUGAAGAUGACCUGAUCUUCAUCAACGUUCAUCCUGGACAUAUCAUUUUGAACCACAAUCCAGGUGAUCAUGUUCCAAACUUCAUCAACCCUGAUCAUCAUGAUGAUGAUGAUUAUGAUGAUGAUGUGGUUUAUGUUGCAGGUGGAGAGCCAGGCAUUCCCCAACACAUCAUCGAUGACAUUAACGACAUGAUUGACAUUCAACAAUAUAUAGCCAAGCUGGACAUUGACGACACUGACGACAGUGACGACAGUGACGACUGGACCGACAGAGACAGUGACGACUCUGGCUAUGACCCUGGCUACGACUCCAUGACUGAGGCUGAAGAGGAGGAAGAUGAGGAAGAGGACCCCCUCGAGCAGGUGCUCCCACCAGAUGGCUUCUGGAUGAGAUGGCGCCAGGUGUCUCCUCCUAUCCCUGUUGGUCCUCCCGUCCCCGCUAGUCCUCCUGCUGGUCCUCCUACCGGUCCCCCAGUCUGUCCUCCCACCGGUCCUUCCGCUGGUCCCCCCACUGGUCCUCCCACUGGUCCUCCAGGUCCAUCCUCCAUCCAGAAGAGUCCAGAAGAGUGUGUCCCCUCGACCUCAGGCCUCGGCUCCACCUGGAAGAGGAGCAGGGAGGAGAGCAGCACGGAGCCAGUAAGUACGAAGAGGCAGAGGACGAGUGCUGAAGACCGCCCCGAGGACUCGACUCCUUCAACGUCCGGCCUCAGCUCCAGCACUAACGGGAAGUUCUGGCACGGUCCUCCUGCUGGUCCUCCUACUGGUCCCCCAGUCGGUCCUCCUACCGUUCCCCCAGUCUGUCCUCCCACCGGUCCUUCCGCUGGUCCCCCCACUGGUCCUCCCACUGGUCCUCUAGGUCCAUCCUCCAUCCAGAAGAGUCCAGAAGAGUGUGUCCCCUCGACCUCAGGCCUCGGCUCCACCUGGAAGAGGAGCAGGGAGGAGAGCAGCAUGGAGUAGGUAAGUACGAAGAGGCAGAGGACGAGUGCUGAAGACCGCCCCGAGGACUCGGCUCCUUCAACGUCCGGCCUCAGCUCCAGCACUAACGGGAAGUUCUGGCACGGUCCUCCUGCUGGUCCUCCUACUGGUCCCCCAGUCGGUCCUCCUGCCAGUCCUUCUGCUGGUCCCCCCACUGGUCCUCCCACUGGUCCUCCCACUGGUCCUUCUGCUGGUCGUCCAGGUCCAUACUCCGUCCAGAAGAGUCCAGAAGAGUGUGUCCCCUCGACCUCAGGCCUUGGCUCCACCUGGAAGAGGAGCAGGGAGGAGAGCAGCAUGGAGCCGGUAAGUACGAAGAGGCAGAGGACGAGUGCUGAAGACCGCCCCGAGGUCUCGGCUCCAUCAACGUCCGGCCUCAGCUCCAGCACUAGCGGGAAGUUCUGGCACCAUCCUUUUCGGUUCACAGGAUGGAGCGAGGACACUGACUCUGACUGAGACUAAGACUAAGACUCUCUUUGUUGCAGGAAGGGAGAGUAUACACACACACACACAUGUACACACACACACACACGCACACAGACACAGACGCACACACACACACACACACACACACACACACACACACACACAGACAGUAGAAUAACUGCUCUGAUUGUUGUUUUAAUGAAAUGUAGACGCCUGCAGAAGAGGUGAGUAGCUUUAAUGUCAGCGUUUCAAAUGUUCUUCAAAUCUUCAGUGAAACAAUCAUUCAGAGAUGAGUUUCUGACUCACUCUGUGAUUGUUUUGAUUCUUGAUGAGGUGAAGCAGACAAAGGUAAGUUCACUCCUGAUCACAACAUUUCAAAAUUUCCUGUUAGUUUAGAUCACUGAUGAUUCAAAGAUGAUUUUACACUCUCUGUUAAACUCUCAUGUUUCUGUUGUUGGUUAGUUUCUGACUCACUCUCUUGUUUUAUAGACCAGAGGAGACGAUGAGGAGGAAUAAGAGCGGACAUGGAGAGAAGAAGAUCCUGGACCAGAUGAGGAGGAUGGAUGAGCACAGGAGCAGCUGCAGAGCGGGGGAGGCCUUUCUUUCAAAACGCUCGGGUUGGACUCCUCUGAGUGUUUUUUGGAUCCGUCCCCCCUCAACCACUGACACCACUGUCUACAGCCACCAGCCCAGAGAAGGAGGAGCGCCCCAACCUGACCAGCACAGAGGACGCUGUGAACUUCAGCUUCUUCUGGGCUGGAGGCUUUGGGACGCUCCUCACACACAUAUAGACUCACAGAGAGAGAUCAUCAUUUCUAAUGUGCAAGCAGAGACAUUUAUGAGAAAUAAAUGAAUCCUGAACUUUAUAACAUG
This is a messenger RNA of Notolabrus celidotus (New Zealand spotty), 2566 nucleotides long. Its product is annotated as proline-rich protein HaeIII subfamily 1-like. The transcript is spliced from 3 exons. NCBI's taxonomy places the organism in Eukaryota, Metazoa, Chordata, Actinopteri, Labriformes, Labridae. The record is from RefSeq and is a predicted model, not a curated record. The coding region runs from base 227 to 1252 and encodes 341 amino acids.